Messenger RNA from Linum trigynum, 6989 nucleotides. NCBI's taxonomy places the organism in Eukaryota, Viridiplantae, Streptophyta, Magnoliopsida, Malpighiales, Linaceae. The record is from the annotation of a GenBank genome assembly.
CGAAAAAUUCCAAAAAUAGCACCCUUUCCCAAAAACCGCUCCCUACCAGUGCGGUUUAGGCGAAAACCGCCACCCAGGGGCGCGUUUUUGAUGAAAACCGCACCCCUAGGGAGCGGUUUUGCAGAUCGCACCCCCACCAUGCGGUUUGGUUGUAGAUCGCACCCCCACCAUGCGAUCUGCUUUUUUUUUUUUGAAAAAUUCUAACAUAGGUGGAAACUUCAAACGGACGUAUCUUUGUGUUCGGGUAUCCGAUCGUCGCGAAUUUUUUUUUGAUUCCGCAUAACUUUUUGAGAUCUUGCAAGCCGAAGACCUCCGAAUGUGGUUUGGUCCCGCCUUCGUCCCAAAAAAUGUCCUUUGCUACCCCGAACGAGCUUAUUUCCGAUUUCGUCAAACUUUGGACAACCAUAACUUUGUGCUCCAAAAUCCAAACGACAUGUUUUUUUUUUAUUUCGCAUAACUUUUUAAGGACUACAAUUUUUACUAGAAUGAAUUUUCAAAACAGGAAUUAUUUUGGAUAUACAGGAUUUUGGGAAUAGCUUACCUUCCCUUCUCAGCAAUCCACGUAUAUUUUGAAAUUAUGUCUAUGAUAAAAGUUGUAUUCCUUAAAAAUUUAUGCGAAAUAAAAAAAAUCAUGUCGUUUGGAUUUUGGAGCACAAAGUUAUGGUUGUCCAAAGUUUGACGAAAUCGGAAAUAAGCUAGUGCAGGGUAGCAAACGACAUUUUUUGGGAUGAAGGCGAGAUCAAACCACCUUCGGCAGUCUUCGGCUUGCAAAAUCUCAAAAAGUUAUGCAGAAUAAAAAAAAAUCGCGACGAUCUGAUACCCGAACACAAAGAUAUGUUCGUUUGAAGUUUCCACCUAGGUUAGGAUUAAAAAAAAAAAAGCAGAUCGCAUGGUGGGGGUGCAAUCUGCAACCAAACCGCAUGGUGGGGGUGCGGUCUGCAAAACCGCCCACUAGGAGUGCGGUUUUCAUCGAAAAACGCGCUCCUGGGUGGCGGUUUUUGCCUAAACCGCACUGGUAGGGAGCGGUUUUUGGGAAAGGGUGCUAUUUUUGGAAUUUUUCGGACUUAGGUGCUAUUUUUGGAAUUUUUUUUUAAACGGUGCUAUUUCUGGAAAAAUCCCCAUUUCUUGUGUUCUAGUUUUCUUUGACCUUUUCAUGGAACGUGUAAUUCUUUGUUCUCCCGAUUCUAAUAUAUGUUGUUAUAUGUUACUUUUGAAAAGGAGGACAAAGAAUUGGUAAUUGAUUAUGUUACGUUAAAAGUUAAAACAGAAUUUUCUCGUUUAUUAUUAUUGUCCAUGUGGCAAUAUUAUGCUUAUUAGUAUGUAUUGUCCUUGUUUUGUGUACAUAUCAUAAACAUGUCAAACAUAUAGAAAAUGAUAGUAAGGUAAUUUUGAAGUUUUGUCCUUGUUUUGUGUACAUAUCAUAAACAUGUCAAACAUAUAGAAAAGGGCAGUAAUGUAAUUUUUGACUUCAAGUAGUAAAUCCCACACCUUUAAAUCCAUGAUAAAAACAUCCCAACAAACAGAGGAUUGUUACAAAUCCAUGAUGCCUCAAAUCCUUGAUAAAUCCUUGAAUUUUUAAAUUAUAAAACCCUCAUUUUGAAAUCCAUGAAGGGAAGGACCCCUAUAUUCCAGCACCAAAUUGGUUGAAUAAAGCGGGGAAAAAUCCCAAGUUACACAUGUUUUUAAAAAAAGUUCUCAAAAUACACACGUUAUGAAAAUAAUUCCCAAUCUACGCAUGUUUGGGCCAUCACCGCUGUCUACGAAGACAGUGAUUGCAUCACCGCUGUCGACGAAAACAGUGAUUGCAUCACUGUUGUCGACGAAGAUAGUGAUUGCAUCACCGCUGUCGACGAAGACAGUGAUUGCAUCACUGCACUACACGGCCGCGGUGAAGGCCUGACCUGCGUCGAAACUUUAAACAAACGUAACUUUGUGCUCGGUUAUCCGAUCGUAGCGAAAUUUUUUUUGAUUCCGCAUAAUUUUUUGAGAUCUUGAAAGCCUCAAAUUUCCGUAGGCGGUUUGGUCCCGCCUUCGUCUCGAAAAUAUGUCGUUUGCUACCCCGAACGAGCCUUUUUCGAUUUCGUCAAAUUUUGAACGACCAUAACUUUGUGCUCCACAAUCCGAAAAUCAUGAAUUUUUUUUUAUUUCGCAUAACUUUUUAAGGACUACAAUUUUUAGUAGGAGAGAAUUUUCAAAAAAUGAAUUAUUUAUGGAUAUAAGGGGUUUUGGGAAUAACUUUACCUUCCUUUUCAGGAAUCCAAGUACAUUCCGAAAAUAUUUCUAUGAUAAAAAUUGUAGUCCUUAAAAAUUUAUGCGAAAUAAAAAAAAUUCAUGAUUUUCGGAUUGUGGAGCACAAAGUUAUGGUCGUUCAAAGUUUGACGAAAUCGAAAAAGGCUCGUUCGGGGUAGCAAACGACAUAUUUUCGAGACGAAGGCGGCACCAAACCGCCUACGGCAAUUUGCGGCUUGCAAGAUCUCAAAAAAUUAUGCGAAAUCAAAAAAUAUUUCGCUACGAUCGGAUAACCGAGCACAAAGUUACGUUUGUUUAAAGUUUCGACGCAGGUCAGGCUUUCACCGCGGCCGUGUACUGCAGUGAUGCAAUCACUGUCUUCGUCGACAGCGGUGAUGGCCCAAACAUGUGUAGAUUGGGAAUUAUUUUCCUAACGUGUGUAUUUUGAGAACUUUUUUUAAAAACAUGUGUAACUUAGGAUUUUUUCCAAUGAAGCGUGGGCGAGAGACACACGAGAGGCUUUUCAGAAAGCUCAAAAUAGAAAAAAUACAAAAAAAAUACUGCAACUUGGACAUGAGAAUCCAUGGAUCCGACGGCAAAGCUUAGGAAAGCUCUCCUCUUCAACGCCUCCGAACCAAAGGUUGCAUGGCAGCUUUUCAAGCGCAUUCUUUCUUUGCCCGCCGGCGAACACUUCCCCGUUGCGGUAGACACCAUUACUCGGAUCCUCAUCCGCGCAAAAAUGAUGAACGAACUCGAUGAGCUCCACCAACGACUCCUGCAGCAUUCUACCUUGCCCCUACACAUCUUGCAUCCUUGUCUUACUUCUUCAAUAGCCGUUUCAGCUAAUUCAGGUCUCUCCGGUAAUACCCUUUCCCAUUUCAAAACCUUCCGAUCUCGGUUCCCAGAUAACCCGCCCUCCAUACAUUUGUAUAAUUGUCUGGUUCGGUCUUGCAUCAAGAGCGGGAGUGGCGACCACGUCGCUUGGUUGUAUAAAGAUAUGAAAGUAGCUGGGAUUGCUCCGGAGACUUAUACGAUCAAUAUUUUGAUUGGGUUUUUGUGCGAUUCCGGUCGGUUGGAAGAGGCCUACCAGCUGUUUGAUAAAAUGCCUGACAAAGGCUGCAAACCAAACGAGUUCACUUAUGGGAUUUUGGUUCGUGGGUAUUGUCGUGCUGGGGAUUCCUGUAGAGGUUUGCAGCUUUUGAGUGAAAUGAAAAGUGGGGGGUUCGCCCCUAAUAAGGUUGUGUAUAAUACUCUCAUUUCUGCAUUCUGCAAGGAAGGUAAGAACGACGACGCUGAAAAAUUGGUGGAAAGAAUGAAGGAGGAAGGGUUGUGUCCUGAUAUUGUGACUUUCAAUUCUAGGAUUUCAGCUCUCUGUGAUGCUGGGAAAACUCUCGAAGCUUGUAGGAUUUUUAGAGACAUGCAGAUUGACAAAGACUUGGGGCUACCGACGCCUAAUAUCAUCACGUAUAAUUUAAUGCUUAAGGGGUUCUGUAAGGGAGGGCAGUUGAAGGAUGCCGAGUCCCUGUUUGAGAUUAUGAAGAGCGACAUUUCUCUACUAAACAUAGAGAGUUAUAAUAUUUGGUUGUCAGGUUUAAUAAGGAGCAGGAGGAUCUUAGAGGCUCGAUUAGUUCUAAAAGAAAUGACAGAUAUUGGAAUCAAGCCUAACGUAUAUUCUUAUAAUAUUGUGAUGGAUGGGCUAUGCAAGAAUGGGAUGCUCUCAGAUGCAAGGGCGCUCACGAGCGUAAUGGCAAGCAAUGGUAUUUUACCAGAUUCAGUUACUUAUAGUACGUUACUUAAUGGUUUCUGCAGUCGUGGAAAGGUCUUGCAGGCUAACAGUGUUCUGCACAAUAUGAUGCAGAGUGGCUGUUUCCCAACUCCUUACACCUGCAAUAUUCUACUGCACAGUCUGUGGAAAGAGGACAAAACAUCUGAAGCUGAGAAGCUGCUGCAGAAAAUGCAUGAGAGAGGCUAUGGUGUUGAUACUGUGACAUGCAAUAUUAUUCUCGAUGGUCUCUGCAAUCACGGCAAACUAGACAAGGCAAUUGAAAUUGUGAAUGAUAUGUGGACUCAUGGGAGUGCUGCUCUUGGUAACUUGGGUAACUCAUUUAUUGGCCUCAUAGAUGAUAGGGAUAGUGUGAAAAAAUGUGUGCCUGAUUUGAUAAGCUAUUCGAUUAUAAUAUCUGGACUAUGCAAGGCUGAUAGGGUUGAUGAAGCAAAAAGGAAGUUUCUUGAGAUGAUGGGAAAACAUUUGCAGCCUGAUUCAGUCAUUUAUGAUACUUUCAUUCGUUGCUUCUGCAAAGAGGGAAAGUUAUCUGCUGCAUUUCGAGUGCUUAAGGACAUGGAGGAAAGAGGUUGCAGUAAGACCAUACAUACUUUCAAUUCAUUGAUCCUUGGCUUAGGAAGAAAAAAUCAAAUAUUUGAAAUGCAUGGUUUGAUUGAUGAGAUGAGCGAAAAAGGGAUUUCUCCGGAUGUUUACACAUAUAACAAUGUGCUAAGUUGUCUUUGUGAAGGAGGGAGGGCUAAAGACGCACCCUUAGUUCUGGAGGAGAUGCUCCAAAAGGGUAUUUCUCCAAAUAUUUCGUCCUUUAGAACAUUGAUUACAGCUUUCUGCAAGGCUAAUGAUAUAAAUGCAGCGCAAGAGGUGUUUGAAAUUUCGCUGGAUGUGUGUGGCCACAAGGAAGCCCUUUAUAGUUUCAUGUUUAAUGAAUUAGUUUCUGGUGGACUAGUUGCUGAAGCUGGAGAGCUCUUUGAGUCUGCCUUAGAUAGGUCUUUUGAUGUGAGUAACUUCCUUUACAAAGAUCUCUUUGAAAGACUUUGUAAGGACGACAAGUUGGAAGAUGCCAGAGCUUUGCUUAAUAAAUUAAUCGAGAAAGGAUACGGGUUUGAUCCAGCUGGACUAAUGCCAGUGAUUGAAGGCUUACGCCAAAGGGGAAACACGGGCGAGGCUGAAGAACUCUCAGAGAGAAUGAUGGAGAUGAUAUCAGAGGACAAGGUAGAAAACAGGAAUGGUCAACAUAGGAUGGGUUUCAUGUUUGGAUCGAGAAAUAAGGACGGUGCAAAUGAUUGGCAACGCCUGAUUCAGAGAGAUGACGGUAGUGGAGUCACAUUGAAAGUUCUUAAGCGGUUGCAGAAGGGCUGGGGUCGGGGAAGCCUUUUAGGUAAACGGCCUCAGGAAGAUGCAUCCAUCUUCUAGGUGUGCUGUCCCAGGAAAUGAGUUAAUUGAUUACUGAAGUGGCAGCGGUUUAAUUUUGGUGUUCCAUUGGGCAAAAACCUGGGCAUGAUAGAAUCCCGGUAUCUAGGAGGAGUGAAGCUAACAGUAUGACUGAUUCUCCCAGUGUGGUAAUGUUCACCAGGACGGUAUGACCCAUCUGACUUUUAUUCUCUUCCACCCAUUUGUGAAAUAAGCAACUUUGUGUUUGCAUUGCAGUGAAUUCAUAUCCUUGUUUUGCUUAGUGUGUACAUGAUAUGGUAUUGGAUGGUAUACGAUGCAUAUGACAUGGUAUCAAAGUCUUAUCAAUCUGGAGGUCCUGUCCUGUAUAUGAAUUUUGUUUGUCCCAAUACUAUAUGUUGAUUUGACCGAAUAGUAUGACAAGUCUAUGUAAAGUUGAAGAUCGUGAGUUGACUGAAGCACUGUAACCGGUCACUUUGUUGUAACUUCAUUCUCUCUUUGAUAGUGCAUUCUCUCGACCUCUAGCAAGAAAACAGUGGUUUCUACUUGGACAUGAUAUACAGCAUUAAGUCAGUUUUAUAGCUUCUCUGGGUACGUAAAAUUGGUUGUUGCAUUAAGAUGCACUUUUUCCCUUGUUCGUAGAUAAGGUUUCAAUUUCCAAGCCAGUGGAGCAUUAGCAAACUUUCGCACCAACAAAAUGUGAAGAGGUUGAUUGAUGAGAGCCCAUGCUGCCAGAGACGGGACAUGAUAACCUCAAGAAACGCUAGAAGCUCCAUGAGAAAAGGGUCACACGCUCCCAGGAAAAAGGUGGCUCAAUGCACAUGUGAGUUGACUGCGAGGGAGCACAGAUUGCGCCAUCAGCUUUGAUAGUGAAGAGGUGGUGGUGCCGUUGGCAAUGACAUCUGUGUCAGGAUUAUGGGCCAAGGCCGAAAACGGGUCUCAUUCUCCGAAACCCCGCAAAUCCAAACGGGUGUCAGAGAUGUCGAGCACAACCUACGAUCGACGAAGAAAAGAAGCCACAGGUAGAAUGGCAUUGACACAAUCUGCCAUAUGUAGUAAAAGCAGAUUAUGUGGAAGAACGAGCAACUCUCGAAGUUGCAAGCUGCAGCAACGGACCAUCUGAGGACGCAGGUCCGUGGCAACGUUAACGACACCUGCGUCAGGAGGCUCACUGCCAAUUGAAAAUGGUACAUUGGAUGUGUUUGUUUACAGUACGAUUACAUCUGAUCUAUAUAGUGACCGUUGUACAACGAAUUGAAUUUUGCAUUUGUACAUCAUUAUGAUUACUUGAUCUACUCUUGUUACUCUUCCGUAGCCUUUGCUGUAUAAUGUUUCCGUUUUUCCAUGCACCCUUGCAGUUUUAGCAAUCAGUUGCCUUCUCAGUAUAUUCCAUGUAGCUGAUUUGGGGACGCUGUCUACAAAUACAAGUCUCCUCAGUCUCUUGAAUUAGAUCUGUAUAUACAAGCAAUGGAAUUUGGUGGGCGAUCUGCGUACCUAGUGAAAGAGGCUUUGCAAAAGUGAUAUUGUUGAGAGAAUCUUGAGUUGAUAUUAUUCAAUGAGAAGUCUCGGCUAAUAUACAUAGUUAUACAAC